This is a messenger RNA of Phacochoerus africanus (Common warthog), 1258 nucleotides long. It is a transcript of the gene CFAP20, whose product is annotated as cilia and flagella associated protein 20. Gene Ontology annotation, biological process: regulation of cilium beat frequency involved in ciliary motility; cilium assembly; positive regulation of cell motility. NCBI's taxonomy places the organism in Eukaryota, Metazoa, Chordata, Mammalia, Artiodactyla, Suidae. The record is from RefSeq and is a predicted model, not a curated record. The coding region runs from base 251 to 832 and encodes 193 amino acids. The transcript is spliced from 6 exons. Gene Ontology annotation, cellular component: motile cilium; ciliary basal body.
UAAGGAAGGGAGAGAGGCGCAGGCGGCAGUUGCUGUGGUGUCGGUGCUGAGGUCUUUUCGUUCUUAUGCUAGUGAGCCUCGCGAAUGUAGAGUCCCGCGUCUAAGUCCUGCUGUCUGCGGCUACCAAUUGGGAGGUCAGGAGCGCAGGGUACUUUCUUUGGGCCAGAGCCGGCCCCCUUUUUGGCCUUCGGCACUAAGUGAAGCCAUUUAGGUCAGCUUCCGCGCGGCUGAGGAGAAGGCCGCCGGCGAUAUGUUCAAAAACACGUUCCAGAGCGGUUUCCUCUCCAUUCUCUACAGCAUUGGCAGCAAGCCCCUGCAGAUCUGGGACAAAAAGGUGAGGAAUGGCCACAUCAAAAGAAUCACUGAUAAUGACAUCCAGUCCCUGGUGCUAGAGAUUGAAGGAACAAACGUCAGCACCACAUAUAUCACAUGUCCUGCAGACCCAAAGAAAACAUUGGGAAUUAAACUUCCCUUCCUUGUCAUGAUUAUCAAAAACCUGAAGAAAUAUUUUACCUUUGAAGUGCAGGUACUAGAUGACAAGAAUGUGCGUCGACGGUUUCGGGCAAGUAACUACCAGAGCACCACCCGGGUCAAACCCUUCAUCUGUACCAUGCCCAUGCGGCUAGAUGAUGGCUGGAACCAAAUUCAGUUCAACCUGUCAGACUUUACUCGUCGGGCAUAUGGCACAAAUUACAUUGAGACCCUAAGGGUGCAGAUCCAUGCAAACUGUCGCAUCCGACGGGUUUACUUCUCAGACAGACUCUACUCAGAAGACGAACUGCCAGCAGAGUUCAAACUGUAUCUUCCAGUUCAGAACAAAGCUAAGCAAUAACUGAAAUGCAACUAAAGGAAUAGAUCCUGGAUAUGACUCUUAGUUUAAAGGAAAACUAUCUGGAGGACAAUGCAAAAAACAUAUAUUUAUAUUAGUUCACCGUACUGUGGUUCUUUUAUCUUCUACUUCGCAUCCCUUGUCAUGGACACCAGUGACCGUGCCGUAAUGCCAUAAUUGCAUUGUAAGUACAGUGGAAGAUAAGCCGUCCUUUGAUACAUGAAUGCUGGAGUUUAUCUUGCUGCCUGCCUCAGUGUGUGGGGAGGUACAUUUACCAUGAACUUAGAGAAUUAAGGAUGUCCUAGAAGGCAAUUUCAGACCAAUAUUUCUUCCUACAGUUCUUUGUUUUAUAUAUUACCUAAAUAUAUGUAUAUGCUGUGUAAUACUCAUAAUCCGGAAAUGAAUAAAAUGUUAUAUUCUUGGUUUGUA